Molecule: messenger RNA, 3847 nt
Organism: Moneuplotes crassus
Lineage: Eukaryota; Ciliophora; Spirotrichea; Euplotida; Euplotidae
Source: the annotation of a GenBank genome assembly
CACACCCUCCCCUUUCCAAAACCCCCCUCACUCUCCAUUCCACCCUCUUCCCACCCCAAAUAGCCACUGCAGCCUCUAAACCCCUCAAUUUUUAAACCCACCCACUUGCACUUGCACUUGCCCAGCCUUGCCCUAGCUCUAUUACUUCUGCUAUUAAUACUUCGGCCUUGUCACGCACAGCCUGUUGAGUGGCCUACUUCACCGGUAAUUGAGAUGGGGCAAGAGUACUUGUACACAGUGGAUUUGGUAGUGGAUUUUGAUGCUUCGUGGUUGUCGGAGUAUACUAGGAUGUAUUUGAUCAUUGAGGAUCCUUGUGAGGUGACGGAGGAGAGGACUUGUAGUCCUGUGUAUUUCACUCAGAGUGCAGCAAACAAAACGUUUUCCCGUAACUUGAUGACUACUGAUGGAAGCAGUACCUUCUCCACUACAGUUACCUUUACAAAGCUAGGAAAUGCCACUAUGCGGACUGAACUUUAUCUGAAAUAAAGGAGUUUCUAUUGAAUACUCUUCAGGAAGUCAUAUUAAAGCCGAGCCUGAUUUUACGGGGCAUCUAGAGCAGAUAAAUCUGAUAACCCAUGAAGAAGUAUACCCUGGGUGAACUCGGCCGUGCCCAGCCAAGGUGACAGCUACUCUAACUCCGAUGCAUUCAGGCUUGACUCCUAUAAAGUUGUUCUAUGAUAACGGAGUGGACAUGUGGAUUAAUGGAGAAGCUAAAAUUGCUCUAUAUGGUGCACAUAUAAAAGGAAAUUAUGAAUCUGAGUAUGAAUUUAACGCAUUCUCGCAUUACUCCAUUGAAAUCAACUGGAUAGAUCUUGAUACUCUUGGGCAGUUACAUUUCUACUGGGACUUGGGAGCAGGUAUGGAGCUAAUCCAUCCCAAAUACUUUGGAGACUUCCAAGAUUAUGGACCUGUUGUUCAAGUCUUGGUUGCAUGCCUUGAAAAGUAUGAGCAAGUACCUGGAACCACAGAUCAAUGCAGGCCGAUCUGUGGAGACGGGUUCAAGGCUGGAGAAGAGAUUUCAGAACAAAAUUGAGAUGACUGGAAUGUGAUUGAUGGUGAUGGCUGAAGUUCAUUGUGAAAAAUCGAGUCAGGAUGGAGAUGUCAAGGAAGUGACAAAUUGGACCCUGAUGAAUUCAACCCUGACACUUGUGAAGAUAUUUGAGGUGAUGGAAAAGUUGUUGCACCCAAAGAUGGCUAUUGUGAUGAUCACAAUGAUAUUGAUGAGGAUGGGUGAAGUUCAGAGUGAGGAGUUGAAUCGGGAUGGACAUGAACACUUGGCAAUGCAGAUACAGCAAGCUCGUGAAAAGAUAUUUGAGGGGAUGGCAUAGUAAUGAAUGAACCUUUCACCAACUACUGAGAUGAUGGAAAUAAUAAUGAACAUGACGGAUGUAGUCCCACUUGUGAGGUUGAGGAUAAUUGGAAUUGAACUAAUGGUUCAACCUCUUCUGCUUCCAGGUGAAGCUAUUCAAUUCCUAAUUAUUUAAAGGAAAAUUCAACCAUCAUUGAGCAAGGAAAGAACAAAACCAUACCUUGCCAAUCAUUUUGAGGAGAUCUGGGACUAGUAAAGGUCAGCUUUACUAUUGAAUGAAAUGAAACCCAAGAAGGAAGUCCAUCGUCCAUUGCAACCAUAAAUAGCACAACAGGAGAGAUCACUGUGAAUAGCACAAAUUUAUUGCCUGAUCCCAAGAAUUACACAUGAAAAAUAACUGCGACACCGAACUAUGCCAAUGGUCAACCUAGUGUUACCACAUAUAAUAUCACAGAGUUCAUUAAAGAAACUUCUGGGACUGAAGCUCAGAAAUUAGCAGCAACAUUGACUACAGUGUUAAUUGCAUCUGCUAUUGUUUUAGCAUUCUUUACUUCUCUUUCAGACCAGUCAUCUCCUUCUGGCGUAUUCUCAUUAAUAAACCAACAGCAACUGCUACUCUUAUUGUUACUUCUGAAGACAAGCAUCCAUCCUAAUGUGAGGAGUUACAUCGCAACAACCAACUUCUUGAUGCUGGACUUCCAGUUCAUCGGCAACAUAUUCACAAAUUUCUUUCUGAUACAAGGGUUUAUUGACAGCACCAAUUCGGAAGACCCAGACUCGCCCAUUCGAUGGCUAGGACAUGACUCCACAAGCACUCUUUACAUAAACAGAAACCUCUUGCUGUUGUUUUGGCUGGUAUUCUGAUUGCAGGCGUUCUUCUGGUUUGUCUUUCUGGUUAUUCUGUUCAUCCAGAUGGCUAAUACCAUGAGGCAUAUCAUUGCAGCCAUGAGCAAUAUUGAAAUUCAAGAUCAAGAUCAGAGAGCCGAUGAAUCUGCUUCGAAUGAAGCCAGGCCAGAUUGAUUCUGUAUAAAAUAUUUUAAGCUCGCACUCUCUUUUAUCCAGAAGCUCUGAAGGCCUGAUCAGGGAUUUCAUUGGAAAUUUUUCAUAUCAAUCUAUACCAGAAUGAUUCUAGAAGCAUUCCUUGAUUUAUUUGUGACAAGUUUGAACGAGAUUCAAGUGAGUGAUACUUCAGCACCAAAUUAUGAAUUCUCUCGUGUGUUUGCUUAUUUCGUUCUAACAAUGCUUGGAUUAUUCUUUGUGUUCACAUGAGGAUAUUGUUGGUAUCAUUUUAGAGACGAGCCUCAAUAUGAAAAACUCUAUAAUCAAUCAGAGGAAGAUUCUGACCCCAACUCACAAAGAUUGUUUGGUGAAUUAUAUUCAGGCUUCCGAGCUCACAAACUAGCCAGAGUGCAUCAACCUUUACUUCUGUUGAGAAAGCUUGUAUUUGCAGGAUCAAUUAUGGCUAUAGAAAUUUCAAGCAUCCAAGUUUACCGAGUAAUGCUUGUAUUCCAGAUAUUUUAUUGGGCUGCAACAGUACUAUUCCCUAUGCUUACUAAGUUCACAUUUGACUUUGCAAUCCAGCAAGUUAAUGAGGUGUUUCUCAUCGUUAUACUAAUAUUCUUCAUGAAACAAAAGACAGCUAAAGAUUGGGGGAUCACAACUGACUCGCAUGCAACCAAGAAUAUUGCAGUUACACUGAUCACCACAAACACCUUCAUUGUCAUCAUCCUGCUACUGACCAAGUCCUUGAGAGAGGCUUACUCCAAAGCCAAGCAAUGUACGAAGAAAGAAGCUCCACAACUGGACAGGACUGCCCAGAUCAGCGAGGGUCAAUCUUCAGAGGAGCAAGAGGUCGAGCAAGAAGAGAGAAAUCAAAUCUCAGGCGAGCACAAACAGCAAGAAGAGCAUAAAAAUCAGCAAGAAGAUAAGCUAGAAAGACCAGUUCACAACAUGGACACACAUGAGGACUUGCUUAAUUUUGAGUCAGCUGAUAAAGAAGCUUUAAACUCUUCGAAAAGAUUUAUAGAGAUAAAUAAAGUCGAAUCUCUGCAAUGUUUGUCUGAUAAAACAAGACCUUUAAACACAGAUGCAGCACUUUCAUCUGAGAAAUCUAAUACAAAAUAUCACAAAGACAACAAAUGAGUCAAAACCAAUGAGCCUUGGACAAGCAUCAAAGAAGAAACUAAGGAGGAUCAUUCCAUUAAGCAUGAAAAAUCAAAUGAAUACUCUCUCAUAUCGCCAAUGAAUGAAACCCAAAGAAGCAUGAAAAAGAAAUAUCAGCAAACUUCAGAAGAUCCUAUUGAACUUGACCCUGCCAAAUUGUGUUCAUCCCUGAUGUCAAAGCCUGGGCCAAGCGGUCGAAACCGGUCUGACAACUGACUUGUGGCCAAGCCAAAUACUCGCAUAAUCGAAACUUUAGUAACUCACCCGAAACUAGAGAAGGCUCACCAGGCCUACUUUGGAGGGAAGAGUCCUGUUAAGAUAAAGAAAUACAAGCCAAAGAGCAAGAUCCAGGGGUGCAAGGCUUCCGAGGUCUAA